AUGAGGGUGACGUGCCUGAUGUUGGACGUAAAGUCGAGGAAACGAAAGAAAGAGCGAAAAACACAAGAUACGCGAUUUUUGUGCACCCGGUUGUGUAACGCGAAGCAUCUGACUGGAGCUGGACUAGCUCCGAGAGUCGAAAUGCUAGUACUUCUUCCUAUUGCGGUUACUUUGGUGUCUUUCACGACGUGUCUGCCGGAAAGCCACUUCUUUUCCUUGGCUAAUUUUAUUGGUUCGGAAGGUAAGGGACCUUUUCUGAUUUUAUUUCGCUCUGAAGGCACGCGAUUAUUUGCAUUCGAAAAAUCGACAGGGUUCUGAAAACGUUCUCUUUGUGUACUUUUCUCACAUUUUUAUGUUACCCCGAACCGUGCGAUAAUGCAUAAAAAAAUUCUGUUGAAGCCUUUUUUCCCAUCAUCAAUGUGAUAAUAAAUGUUUGCGUAUCACUCAAACUUUGAUCUCUCCAAAAUGAAGGACUAUAGGUCAUUUAGCCUGGAAAAACAUUUAUUCUUCAUGAAAGAAAAGUUCCUGUUUCAGUGAAUGUCAUAUGUUGUGAAACAAAGUUGGGAAGUUUUACUCAGUGUCGCCGUCUACUCGCGGGGACCAAUAAAACAAAAAUUUCCAACACCUGCAAAACCAGAAACUAGAACCCAAUCUAAAGGAUCAAAAAGCGCAGCCCAUUUCAGAAGUUCUCAGAUGGGUGUAACCUAAUUAAAUAAAAAAAAACUCGGCGUUGGAAGAAUUUUAAUGUUGCUGUUUUUUGAUUUUGGAAACGCGUGAUCUAAAGAUAAUUCUCCACACAUUAUUUUUUGCGAAAACAACAUUUACAGCUGUCCCCCGCUAGUAAUUCACUUGAAUUAGCAAAAAGUUGUUUGCAAGACCGGAUUAUUUUUUUCAAUAAAACCAUAGAGCACCGGAUUUUCUUUUUUUUAAGCCGUCGAACAAGCCAAAAAUAAAAUUCAGAUGAAACCCCGCGGUCGAGAACGAGCGCAAUUGUGGAGCAAAGAACAGAAUUAGGCCGGAUGGUGCUUUUGUUAUGCACGAAAACUUGUGCGAAACACCGUUCAGAGGUUUUUCCAUCCUUUUUCUGUACCCUACAGAAGGCUCUUGAGGUGCCAGUUUGGGUGAAGGAGUUCAACCACGCCAGAAAAUACGAAGGCAUCGAAGCUAUAACGUAUUACUAUCACACGUUUCGGCAGGUCAGAGUUUCAGCGAGCAAAAAUCAUCCAAAGCUGUGGUCUGAUAAAAUUAGGCUGCGCUUUAUCAAACAUUGAGCAGGGGUUAUUUUGGCAAGAAGUGAAUAAUAAAGAAAAAGGAACAAGUUUUGGAGAAAACAAAUUAUAACUAACAAGCAAGAUAUAAUUUACAGCCUUUGCCGUUUUUCAAUGAGACUAUAUUAACGCACAUGCCGAACUUGAUUUAUUUCAUCGCUCAGAAAUCGUUUCCUUACAACGGGGACCCUUCCAAUAAGGUUUUCAGGUCUAUCAGUGUCGGAAUAAUCAGAUAUUUUCAGGCCAGUGUCAUGAGCUGGCUGGAUGAGAUAGAUCAAAUGAGAAGGAUUGAGCCGACCAAUCAUUUGGAACUUGAUGCCAUCAUGUCUGGAACUACCAAUUGUUCCAACAAAUAUUUGAUCAUAGCCAGUAGCGAACAAUGCCCGAUGGACUACUGGUCAAAUAUCGCAAGGUUUUUUUGAUUUUUCACGCUUCCAUGAAGCUUGCAACCUCUGAAAUGGAGCUGGUUGCGGUUGGGAAUUUCUUGAAAAAUGGUCAGAUCCAUUCUUGAUGUACCAGAUGGAGAUCCUGAAGGCCUCAACCUGCACAAUUUUAAUGAAUUUCAAGUAUUUUCUUUGAGGCGUCUUUUCCCAAAACUGAAAGAGUUUUGCAGGUUGAGAUUUUUAGAGUUUUUUUUUUUUCUGGUACAUCAUGGAGCGUUCUGGCUGAUUAUCAGAAAAAACCAACCGCAAAAGAAUGACCUCCCUUGUGAGGAGUAUAGAAAUUUUCAAAAGCCUUCCUUAUUUUUCUGACUGACAAAAUCAGCAGAAUAUUCAAACAAUCAAAAACGAAAAAUCUUUAAUCAGAGUUUAAUUCAGAUGAAAAAAGGAAAAAAUACCUAAUGAUUCUUGUUUUUGCAGAGUCGCAACAGAGUACGGUAUCUUCCCAGUACAUCUGGUGUUACCUUUACCGCCCCUGAUGAACAUAAUUCUUUUCAAGCGCCUUGCAUACCUUGACCCGUCAGGAUGUCAAGUUUUAGUCCUUCUUUACGAAGAUAACUACUCCGAACUCAGCGGAGACGUCAAUCCUGGAGCGGUUGAUCCAUUCAUCUUUCAUCUACCAAAUGUCCAUUUUAGGUUCGUGAAUGGAUCCAAGUUCUUUUCCCGGAAGAAGAAGGAGAUUGUCCAGCUCUGCAAGACAUUUUCUGGCAACCCAUAAAAGACUCGCUCACAGAGUUGCAGCUUUUAUAUUUUACUGGCGAACAGGAGAUCCAAAUCUUCAACCAUAGGAAAUCUUACGUUUUGGUCGGUCUGACUGGCGGAGUGGCUGUCAUCGCCCUUGCGAUGAGUAUCUUCUGGGGACUGAACGGGUCCGCUUUCGCCGGAUAG
Caenorhabditis auriculariae is the source of this 2596-nucleotide messenger RNA. The record is from the annotation of a GenBank genome assembly. Lineage: Eukaryota; Metazoa; Nematoda; Chromadorea; Rhabditida; Rhabditidae.